UUGAAUAUCAUACUAUUAAAUAAUGAUUGAAUGUUCGCCAUGAAAGAUCAACCAAAUCAACAACCACAUCAGGCGAUACGUGUAUCGCCCCUUUUCAAUCUACUUGAUUAUAAUAUUAAAAUCAAUGAUGUAUGCUGGAAUCAGGUUAAAAUGACCAGUAGUAAAUGGAUAUCAUGUUUUCAUCGAAUCUAUCAAUCAAACAAUAAUAAUCAUAAUCAUAAUCGUCAUCAUCGUGGAUCAACACCAUCACCGUUCAAUACGUUUAGUGGACGUCGACAUCAUCCAAACCAUCAUCAUCAUCAUCAUCUACAAAAUAGUCAUCGAUGGCCUUCACCAUCAAUGCAAUCAGAUAAUAAUUCAUUUCAAUCAUUCAUUAUGAAUCAAUCACCAAUAAAUUCAUCAUCAUUCUAUUCAUCAUCAUCAACAUCAGCUAGUGGUGAUUGGAAUGUUGAUCCAUCACAAUCAUCUUCAUCGUCAUCAUCAAGAUCAUCAAUACGUUCGAUACCAUUUCCAACAACACCUAUCCGUCCAUUACCACCUCAUCAUCAACAACAUUCAACAUCAAAAAUUCGUGAUCUCCCUCAUCCAAUCGCACGCAAUCCUUAUCCUUAUCCAAAUCCACAAAAUCAAUUUUGUUCAAAAGAUGAUUCAAUGAUGAUGUCUAUGAUGAGAAGAGAUAGAUCACUAGCACAACAAUUAUCGAUACAAAGUGUUAUUACAUUGAUCAAUCCAUUUGAAUAUUUAUUAAUUAAUUGUGAAACAAAUCUUGAUACAAAUUGUGCACAAAUCAGUCCGGAACAGGAUAUUAUUGCCGUAUCGAAUGAAUAUUGGCUUGCUUUCUAUUCGAUACGUGAUAAUGAUUGUUUCGGUACUGUACAAUUUCCAAAUAAAUGUCUAUAUUGGACAUGGAUCAAUAGUGAUUCAGUUGCUAUUAUAACCGAAGAUGAUGUUUAUCAUUGGUCACUUAUGAAUCCCAAUGUUUCAUCAUUACAUGAUCAUGCACCAAAAAUGAUAUUUUCAUUGAAUGAAGAUUUUAAACAAUAUCAGAUUAUCGAUUAUUGUAUCGAUCCAUUAUAUGGAUAUUGGUCGGCAUUAACAUCACUCUAUCUUGAUGAUGAUGAAAUCUGUGGUAAAGUACAAAUUUAUUCAAAAUCCUAUGGACUUAGCCAAUGUAUUGAUGCACAUGUAGCCACAUUUGUUGGCUAUCGUUUCGAAGGAAGUGCCAAUGAUUCAAUUUUAUUGAUUGCCUGUAAACGUGAUACAAUUCAUUUAUGGAAAUUGUAUAUAAUAGAAUUGAGUGCAAUGGCCAAUCCAAAUUCUCAUUAUAAAAAUCGUCCAAUAAAAAGUCAACAUCUUAUGUUGCAUGGAUUUCAACGUACAAUGAAUUUUUCUCAUAACCAUAAUCAUGAACAGGAACAAGAAAAAUGUCCAAACGAAACGACAUCACCACAAUCAUCAUCAUCAACAACAUCGAAUCAAACAUCCAUACAUUUUGAUGACAUUCCUACACAUAUUGUUUGUGAUAACUAUAUUGGCCUUAUAUUUAUUGUAUCUAAAUAUGGUUCUAUCUAUAUUUGUGAUCUCGAAACUGGAAUACCAUUAUAUUAUGAUACAUUAACACAAUUCACUGAAAAUUUAGCCAUAUUUUCUAUUUCAUAUGAUUCGAAAAAUUCCUGCCUUUUAGCCAUCUGUCGUAAUGGCCGUGUAUUGGUCAUUAAAAUUUUAUUGAAAAAAUUAUUAGAACAUAAAAAAUUACAAUCAAAUAUUCGUAAUCGUAUUAGUCAACGAGUUCAUUGUCGAAAAUUAUUACGUAUGUCAUCAAUACCGAAUAAUGCUACAAAUGAUUAUCAUGAAAAUAAUGAUGAAAAAAAUCUUCGCACAGUUAGCAUAUCUGUUAAUAACAAUAAUAAUAAUAAUAGCCGAAAAAAAUCAAACGAUAAUGAACAUUCAAAACAAUCAUCAAAUAUAAUAAUCGAUGAUAGUGAUGAAGGUGUUGAUAGUAAUCGAUCCGAUCAAACAUCAAUCGAUAAUCGACCAGCUUCAUUUUAUAUUGACCAAGAUGAUCUUGUUGAAGAGAUAACUCGUUUGUGAUCUAAUUAUCAAAUAUAUGUGACAAAAUUAUUUUUCUUCUAAAUACAAAACUGAAAGACCUCUUUAAAUACUCAUCCCUAACAAAAUUGCCAAUCCAAACAAAUUAUAUGUUAUGAAUU
Dermatophagoides pteronyssinus (European house dust mite) is the source of this 2210-nucleotide messenger RNA. RefSeq lists its product as uncharacterized. Gene Ontology annotation, biological process: receptor-mediated endocytosis; intracellular protein transport. NCBI's taxonomy places the organism in Eukaryota, Metazoa, Arthropoda, Arachnida, Sarcoptiformes, Pyroglyphidae. Gene Ontology annotation, cellular component: clathrin coat of coated pit; clathrin coat of trans-Golgi network vesicle; clathrin complex. The record is from RefSeq and is a predicted model, not a curated record. Gene Ontology annotation, molecular function: structural molecule activity; clathrin light chain binding.